This is a messenger RNA of Medicago truncatula (barrel medic), 2692 nucleotides long. RefSeq lists its product as uncharacterized. The record is from RefSeq and is a predicted model, not a curated record. The transcript is spliced from 14 exons. NCBI's taxonomy places the organism in Eukaryota, Viridiplantae, Streptophyta, Magnoliopsida, Fabales, Fabaceae. The coding region runs from base 56 to 2389 and encodes 777 amino acids. Gene Ontology annotation, biological process: lipid metabolic process.
GUCGUUGUUUGUUGGAAGGAAAGUUGAGGAAAGAUUGGGAAGCAAAUAAUCGGAAAUGAAAUGGGAGGAGGCGGAAGGCAGGGAGCAGAGGAAAAUGGGUGUUGGAAACGUUAGACGUAUGGGGAUUGUUUUAGGGAUUUGUAACGCACUGGUUUUCCUCCUUGGUUCCCUUCUCAUUUCCCACAAUUAUCGCCUCUGCGAUCUCCGUUCUCUUCUCCCUUUCGUUGCCGUUUCAUUCUCUGCCGUUGUAAGGAUUCUUGUUAUGCUUCAAACCGCUUCUGCUCAACAAUCUGCUGCAACUCUCAUUCUUCUAGAUGAUCACAACCACGAAGAUCACCUUCUUCUUCGCUUCCAAAGACGGGCGAGGUAUAAAAUAUGGCUUUGGUGGAGUCGAUGCACCGUCGCCCUCACUAUUAUUCAAUUUGUGUGUGCUGCUUACCUUAUCCUCAACUCUGUUUACUAUUUAUCCAAAGAUAACACCACACCAACUGCUUGUAUUUUAGAAUUAGGAUGGAACCCUCACUGGUGGAACCACAAGCUACUCUCUCUAUUCAUCAUCCUUCUCUCUUUCGUUGCUCUAGCUCAAUGCUUUACUGGAUCCGAUGUUCUCCGAUGGAGAUCUUUCUAUGAAUCCCACGACAAUGCUUGGAAAUCCCAUUACAGGGAAGUUUUUGAUAACGGCUUACGCGAGACCUUGUGCUGUCUCGGCCGCGUCAAAUACUUGACUGCAAUCCAACAAGAAGAAGAUGAAGUCUAUUCCGUUGCACGCUUAUUAGGCGAUCUUGUUGCUUAUCGUGCUUCUGGAACUGGCCAUAUGGAACUCUUGGCAGCUUUAGCUUUACUCCAAAGCAAUGAAAAAUCUUCAGAAUCUUGUCAAGUAUCCAUGGAAGCACCAGAGAUGCGAAUCAGGGAGGCUGCAGCUCUUCAUAAAUUUGCUGAAGCUGCAUACACUGGUCCGUUGCUUGAUGUUGGACGAAAUCCUCUCAUGUUUCCUUGUUCAUGGCUCUAUAGACAAGGGGUUCUGUCUCCUUGGGCACGCAAUAGACGACCUGUUUUGGAUGGUGAUAACUGGUGGCGAGGCCAUGCUGCAGCCUUUCUAAAGUAUGCCAAUUUGCCUCCGGAAGCGCUCAGACAUGGGAGAGUAAACCAGGUCAAGUGUGAAGCUGCAUAUUUUAUUGUGGUUCUACAUCAUCUACAAACUGUAGUAAUUGCUAUACGUGGAACUGAAACCCCUGAGGACCUAAUAACCGAUGGAUUAUGCAAGGAAUGCACCCUUUCUGCAGAAGACUUGGCUGGUUUGAUAAACUGCAACCACAUUCAUUCUGAUAUACACAAAAAUGUGGCUUCAUCAUUCCCCCACUAUGGACAUUCGGGUAUAGUCGAGGCUGCACGAGAGCUUUAUAUGCAGAUUGAAGGAAACCCUGGAGAGCAUGACACUGAAUCCUAUGGGCUUCUUUCUAAAUUACUGGGAUUUGGAUGUGAAUGCUUUGGAUAUAAUGUCCGCAUCGUUGGACAUUCACUUGGGGGGGCUAUAGCUGCAUUGCUUGGACUGCAACUUUAUAACCGAUACCCUAAUCUGCACGUUUACUCAUAUGGGCCACUCCCAUGUGUGGAUUUAGUUGUGGCUAAUGCAUGCUCAUCAUUUAUAACAAGCAUUAUAUAUGGAAAUGAGUUUUCAUCCCGCCUUUCAUUUGGAUCCAUUAUGAGGCUAAGGGCAGCUGCAAUCACAUUACUGGCACAAGAUCCUAAAGCUGACAGUGCCAUGAUUUUCAGACUUGCUCGCCGGUUUCUAUAUAUAAGCCAAUAUGAAAGAAAUAAUCAAGAGGCAGAGCAUGAAGCACAGUGUGACAUUGAUAAUAAAGGCAGCAACAUACAAGUGGUUCAAGAAGCUUCACUCUUGACUGAGGCAAUUAAAAGGGAUCUUCUUGUUACAGCUGACCAUGGCAACAAUGACCAUGAUGACUUUUCACUCUGGGCUGAUACCAGGGCAAGGGACCAUAUUGUUGAAAUUAAUAAUGCCGAAUUUACAAAUCCUUUUGCUACAAAUGUACAUUCAAUAGAUGAUCCGGUGUCUCAGUUUAUAGAUUCUGUUCCAACUUCUGAAAAUCAGUCUGCUGAUGAUCCCCCUGAGAUGUAUCUGCCAGGAUUUGUAAUUCAUAUUGUCCCAGACCAGAAAAGACCUCAAACUGAUUUUAAGAUAUCUUGGAGAACACAGGAGAGGGGGAAAUGUUAUAGAGCUUAUGUAGCAAAUAGAGAAAGCUUCAAAGAUAUUAUUGUCUCACCAUCCAUGUUCCUUGAUCAUCUCCCUUGGAGAUGUCAUAAUGCCUUGAAAAAAAUAUUGAAAGAUCUAACUGCUAAAGAUCAAGUAAUGGAACACAACUUAAUCUGAUUGAUUUGGUCAACAUUAUGCUUACUCUGUUGAAUGUGACAUGAAGCGGAUUGGAUUUUUUCCUAAGGAUUCUAUGUAUUGUGAUUCUUAUGGGUGAGAUCAAGAUGUAUAGCAAGGAACAGGCCUUCCGAGUUUUGACAUAUCCGCUCUCCUACGAGUAGAUAAUCAUUUAAGAAAAGUAUAUAUGUUUUUGUUCAUAAUAUAUUAUGUAAAAUAUAUCAUGUUAUGUUGAUCUAUAGAUGUUCCUAAAUUUUUCUCGUAUUGUAAAUUAUCUUACUCUUCUAGGCGGGUCUUUAAAAGUAA